Molecule: messenger RNA, 723 nt
Organism: Bicyclus anynana (squinting bush brown)
Lineage: Eukaryota; Metazoa; Arthropoda; Insecta; Lepidoptera; Nymphalidae
Product: DNA-directed RNA polymerase III subunit RPC9
Exons: 5
Coding region: 316-639 (107 amino acids)
Biological process (GO): transcription initiation at RNA polymerase III promoter
Cellular component (GO): RNA polymerase III complex
Molecular function (GO): nucleotide binding
Source: RefSeq, a predicted model, not a curated record
UUGUGAAUGGAAUGUGAUUGGAUUUUGAAUUUGAUAAUUUGCUCUCACAUAAUAUAAUUUAUUAGAUUUUAAAGAUUUUACUUUGGUCUAACUCGAGGCAUAGAUUAGCCCAGUUGUUUUGGAAAUAGAAGUUAUAAUCAAUAUUCAGUAUUGUAAAAGUGAACUUUUUUUAGUUUAUCAGCAAUUUAUGUGUGUGUCUUACAAAUUAACCCACUACACCAAUUCAUAUAAUUUAGUUAUGGAAACGUUCUGCACCUGAUUGGACUUUGUUAAUGAAUCAAGACAAAUGCAGCAUUCUUGUGCAAUUAUGAAGUAAUGCAGAUUUUGCAGAAGUUAAAAGAUAAUGCACAGAAGAAACACAAAAGGGAGGGAUCAUUAGCUACUGUGACCUAUGAGACAGUUCACUACUUACAAGACACAGAAUGUAAAAAUCAAAGUGCAGAAUCCAUCCAGAAGUUUCUGGAAGAAAUGAAAGCUUUCAAAUUGACAAAAUCUGAAAAGCUGAUGAUGGUGAAUACACCUCCUCGCACUGAGCUGGAGAUACAGUUGAUUGUCCAAGAAAGUGAGGAGAGAUUAUCAGAAGAGAAUGUCAGAAAAAUUAUAGACUUGGCAAAUGAAUUCCUUCCAGCAACUUCAUAGUGUAAACUGUAAAGUGACUUUGGUCUAUUUAAUCUAUUCUUUUAGUUAAGUGUAAGUAUUGGAAAUAAAUUUAAUUAUGGUUUU